CUGCAUUCACGCACCACCCACCAUGGGCCUCAGCUACUCGGUCUGGGCCUCGCCCCCCGAGGUCUCCCCCCCCGUCGCACCAGUCAACAAGGCCUCGCCGCCCCGCAGCGCCGUCACCGGCGUGUUCAGCAGUGGGCCCGAGGACCCCAACGGCCCUACAACCGCCAUGGGCUUCCGUCUCGCUGCGCUUCUCGCCGAGAACGAGGAGGCCGCGGCCGCCGCCAAGACGAACAAGCGUCACUGA
Vanrija pseudolonga is the source of this 244-nucleotide messenger RNA. RefSeq lists its product as uncharacterized. The transcript has 2 exons. The coding region runs from base 23 to 244 and encodes 73 amino acids. The record is from RefSeq and is a predicted model, not a curated record. Lineage: Eukaryota; Fungi; Basidiomycota; Tremellomycetes; Trichosporonales; Trichosporonaceae.